ACAAGGAUAGAUGGUCGGGGAAGUUCGACAAGCACUCAGCCUAAUCAGUAUUCUCGUGGUCGUGAGAAGAGCAGGAGGUAAAGAUGUCGGAGCGAAAAGUUUUAAACAAAUACUACCCGCCCGACUUCGACCCGUCAAAGAUCCCCAAGCUCAAGCUGCCCAAAGACCGGCAGUACGUGGUGCGGCUGAUGGCCCCCUUCAACAUGAGGUGUAAGACAUGUGGAGAAUAUAUCUACAAGGGCAAGAAGUUCAACGCCCGCAAAGAGACAGUGCAGAACGAGUCCUACCUGGGCCUGCCCAUCUUCCGCUUCUACAUCAAGUGCACGCGCUGCCUGGCAGAGAUCACCUUCAAGACAGACCCCGAAAACACAGACUACACCAUGGAGCAUGGAGCCACGCGGAACUUCCAGGCUGAGAAGCUCCUGGAGGAGGAGGAGAAGAGGGUGCAGAAGGAACGGGAGGACGAGGAGCUGAACAACCCCAUGAAGGUGCUGGAGAACAGAACCAAGGACUCCAAGCUGGAGAUGGAGGUUCUGGAGAACCUGCAGGAGCUCAAGGACCUGAACCAGCGGCAGGCACACGUGGACUUCGAGGCCAUGCUGCGGCAGCACCGCCUGUCGGAGGAGGAGCAGCGGAAGCACGAGCAGGCGGAGGACGAACGGGAGGCGGCGGCCUUAGUGGAAGAAUCUAGGAAACGAAGACUCCUGGAAGACUCGGAUUCAGAGGAGGAUGCUGCCCCCACCCAGCCCCAGCAGGCCCUCCUGCCCAACCCCACUGCCAUCCUGGACGAGUGGAACAAGAGAUUGAAGGCCCCAAAAGCCAAGAGGAAGGCGGAGAGCUGGGAGCGCAGUGUGGGCACCUUUGGCAGCAGUCCCCAGCUGUCUGGCCUGGUUGUGGUGAAGAAAACAGACCUGGGCCGCAGCAUCCAGCGAGGAGGAGUCCUGCCCGCCCCAGAUGCAAUGAAGAACGGGCAGGUGGCUGGCCCUGCGCCCCAGACGUCUGGCACCUCCUCCCUGAGCCAGCUGGGUGUGUAUUCCGACAGCGAGGACAGCAGCGGCAGCAACUGAGCCCUGCCCCCAGGCCCUUCCCCAGGUCAAGAUCACACAGCCAGCUCCAGCCCAUGGUCGGGGCAGGAGGCCCUGGGACCAACUGGAGUCACCACUGGACAAGCACAAAUGACCUCCAAGGCUGGCGGGGUCAGCAAUGGCUUCAGCUGAGGGACUCAGUUUCUCUCCCGUCCCCCCACCUUCCCUGCUCCGGAGCUCGGGGUCCCCAGCUCACAUGGCGGCAUCCCCGGAGCAGCUUCUGACAGGCCUUCGAGGUCGUCGCGGCUGACAUUCCGAGAUGCUCUGGGCACGUGGGUGAGCCCACCCACCAGUGGUUGGCUCCAUCCCCGCCACAGAACCAUCUGGAACCCAUGAAAGGAACCUGCUGAUCUGGCCUGGGGGUACCUUCUCUCUGCCAGCAUCUGAGGAGGGGGCUGCAGAAGCAUGCAACCUAGCCAGUCCUGGACUCUUGGCUCAGAAACUGCAAGAUAAUAAAUGUUCCUUGUUUCAUACACUCCGUUGGGGGAUAAUUUGUGAAGCAGCAGUGGAAAGCUGAUACGGUCAUGUAACCAGCAAGUCUGAUUCCAAAGCUCAUGUUCUUUCAAGAUUGCCAGAUUCCAGCUUGUGUGAUCUCCUGCUGCAGUAUUUUCUAGUUGAAGGUCCUGUGCCCCCGCCAGACUGCUUCACAACUUGAUCAGCCCCCGUCUCUGGUCUCCCACCCCUCCCGGGGUCACAGACGUUAGCCCUCCUCUCACACACAGACACACACACACAGACUGUCAUCUGGCAUUUGAUAAUGAGGCUUUGUGUUUUUCACUGUCAGAGUUUAGGGGAUGAAACGACCCCACUUUGGGGAUUCGCUUUCCUAAGGUGAUUUCCUUGCUUAGGACAGCACAACGAGGUGAACCAGGGUCCAACCAGGGCUUCUGAUGAGGGCUUGGGGGUCUUAUAUUACAGCUCCAUGGCUGCGAAGACAGGACCUGGGUGGGUCUGAUUCCAAAGCCCUGACAGGGACUCCCCUGGCGGUCCGGUGGUUAAGACUCCACGCUUCCACCACAAGGGGCGUGGGAUUGAUCCUUGGUUGGGAAACUAAGAUCCCACGUGCCUCUUGGCGUGACCAAAAAAAAAAAAAGCCCUGACGGUGGGGACUAAAGCCAGCCCACACUGGCAGCUAGUGAGAACUGAUGCCUCGUGCAUCUCUUCCCAGUUUUGCACCCAGCGGCAUCAUAUUUAUGGCUUAAAAUUGGCCACCACGGAGUGUUUACACCACGGAAAUCGGCAGAUGCUGCAAACCAGUUCCCCACACCAGAGCCAGUUGUGAAGCCCGUACCAGCACACCACUCCCUGUUUUCCCCCAACUCAGCAUCCUGCAGACAGUGCCCUGGACGUGGGCCAUUCAGAGACUCUGGGUUAAAAUGUCAUCCAGGGAAUUCCCCAGCGGUCCAGUGGUUAGGACUCGGUGCUUUCAUUGCUGAGGGCCUGUGUUCAAUCCCUGGUGGGGGGACUAAGAUCCCGAAAGCUGCUCGGCACAGCCUAAAAAUAAAAACAAAAAAUAAAAAGUAAAGAAGUCACCCAGCUUA
This is a messenger RNA of Globicephala melas (long-finned pilot whale), 2626 nucleotides long. The record is from RefSeq and is a predicted model, not a curated record. Lineage: Eukaryota; Metazoa; Chordata; Mammalia; Artiodactyla; Delphinidae.